Messenger RNA from Catharus ustulatus (Swainson's thrush), 621 nucleotides. RefSeq names its product homeobox protein not2-like. The record is from RefSeq and is a predicted model, not a curated record. Lineage: Eukaryota; Metazoa; Chordata; Aves; Passeriformes; Turdidae. Bases 1 to 621 code for a protein of 206 amino acids. The transcript has 3 exons. Gene Ontology annotation, biological process: regulation of DNA-templated transcription; central nervous system development; neuron differentiation. Gene Ontology annotation, molecular function: DNA binding; DNA-binding transcription factor activity, RNA polymerase II-specific.
AUGCUGCAGAGCCCCGCGUGCCCCCGGCCCGGCCCGCCGCCCCCCAAGACCCCGUUCCACAUCGAAGCGCUGCUGGCCCGGGAGCCGCCGCGCCGCGGCCCCGCCACCUCCGGGAGCCCCGGGCUGGGGGCCCCGCGCUGGCCCCCGGCUGGAACCGCACCCGCACCCGCAGUGCCCCCGGCUGUGCCCCCGGCUGCGGGGCUGGGACCCCUGCCCGGAGCCUGGGGCUGGGGAUGGGGCUGGCCCGGCGCAGGUCUGGAGCUGUCUCACUGUGUUGGGACCAACUCGCUGGGUCCUGCUGGGCCUUGGAGGUCGGGGGGGCCCUGCAAGAUGAAGAGAGUCCGCACAGUGUUCAAACCAGAGCAGCUGGAGCGGCUGGAGCAGGAGUUCCUCAAGCAGCAGUACAUGGUGGGCACGGAGAGGGUGGACCUGGCUGCAACCCUGCACCUCACAGAGACCCAGGUGAAAGUGUGGUUCCAGAACCGGAGGAUCAAGUGGAGGAAGCAGAGCAUGGAGCAGAAGGCAGCCAAGCUGUCGCAGUUCGGGGUGAUCCAGCCUGCGAGUGCUGACUCCACGGACAGCAAGGAGCACCAGGAGGACACCGUGGACGUGGAGCUUUGA